UGCACGGCUCGAUGAGUUCCCAACGCGGGGAGGUGAGCCCACGCUAGCAUGCUCUACGCGAACUGCAGAAAUGUGUACGUGAAACAGACUGCUCUUGCACUAGUACUUUAUGUUCCUCUUGCUUUUAAUGAAGAGGUUAAAUGACAAGGAAGUUUGAGGUGCAGUUCUCGUAUAUAACCCUACCGCACCUUCCAACACCUGUAACCCACGGGGGACUCACCGAUCAAGAUGGCGAUGAUUGCUCAACUUGUGUUACUUAGUCUCUCCGUCCAGUCGCUUCUUGCGACAAAUGGAACACUGAGUCCGGCAGUCAGUGCCAGCAUGUCGACACCGACCACAGUUACAGGAGUAAUGGGUUCAGCUGAGCCUAUCGAACCGUCGACAGUGUCGAACGUGAACACAGAAGCACCUGCCACAUCCAAUCACACCAAUCCGAUUAUGUCGACACCAGUGUCAACAGCAUCAACAUUGAGUCCUGCUGCCACCGGAUCGACAGCAGCAGCCCCUGGUGCGACAGCAACAGAACCUGGGUCGACAACUGCAUUAGUACCUUCAGGGUCGACAGUGUCAUUGACGGCUCCGCCGAGCCAAAUGCCGACCGAAUCAGGAACUACCACGCCUGCUGGAGGCGGCACACCUACAGAGAUGUCUAGAACUGCAGGAAUGACGUCAUCAAUGACGCAAGCUGUGACGUCAGAGCCGACAAGCGGGCUAAUGACGACGUUGGCGACGAUAAUGAAGACUACCAAGGGAGGAUCGGGAUCAGAAGGAGUCAGCCUGGCCGUGUACAUUGCCGCUGGCGUCGUGUCGGGCCUGGUCGUGUUGGUGAUCAUCUUCGCCAUCGGUGUUUGGUGCCUUCGAAGCCGCAAGUCCCAAGAUGGCCGCGGCACUAGGAAUCCCUUCGGCCCGGACGAAAUGGACAAACUGGACCCCAAGGCUAGGAUGUCCAUGCAUCGUCCAGCCUCGGCAAGCGUCAACGCCGAUGACGACCUAGCCUUCGUCACAUUCAGCACAGGGCCCGGGACCGCCAGCGCCGAGUACCACGUGGGCGGCAUCGAGAACCCCACGUACGCCCUCAGCAACGUCAGCGACGGGGAGGAACCAACGGCUGGAGAAGGAGGCCAGGACCAGAACGGCGCCGCCACUAUGCCCUCACCGGCUCGCCUGAGCAUCGCUGAGCCGACUGAGGGCGCUGCGGAGGGUGAAAGUGAGGGCGGUAAGGGGCGCAACAUCAGGCCACAAAGUGGGGUGUCGUAUACGAGUAAUGACAUCGACGGAGCCCUUGAGACUCUAGAGAUAGGCACAGUAUGAGUACGGUGUCAGGGCGUCAGAUGUUUGGCAGGAGAAGGCCCCAUGUUGCCACAUUCUCGUGGUGGACAUGAUCUUGGCCAAGUUAAUUAUCGCUGGCAUGGCAAAGCACACGAUAUCCUCUACACAGCAAAGAGCAGCAUGCUAAAAAAAAAUCACAACAACGCAAAAUUUGAAAGUCAUAAAAGAUCGUUUGCUUUUCAUGCAUUGUGUUCGUUUCCAAUAUUAACACCACUCAAAAUCCAAAGAAUGUUCAAGGCCUACCCUGUUGAAGUUUAAGCGCAGUGGAUAUUACACAUUUCGAGAAAAAACAGCGAAUCAGCGAAACCAUGUAGGCCUACAACAACCUUUAGAUCACAAAACACGAUUUCGUCCACAGCAAUCUGAAUUAGUUUCCGAAAAUGCAGUCAAUUGACUGAUCAUUGAAUUCAUCUACAGUUCUUGAUUUCUUCUUAAUGACAGCAAGCCAGAUGGAAUAAUUUCACGGGGUGUUUAGUACCAGUACGAUCUUUAAGCUUUCUGGAUUCGGUUUUUUGCUUUCUCGAUUCGGUAUUUUGUGGGAUGAAUGCAAAUGAUCCAUUACUAACGCGCGCGCAUGCGCAAACACUGGCACGACACUGCACUCAAUGUUACUUUUGUUUUAUUGUUAAGACAUUGUUUCUGCUUAGCAUUUCACUAAAUAAUUAUCAUAUCAUGUCAGAAGACUAGCAGGCAUUAUUUAACAAGUCGCCAAUUUCGUUUUUAGCAUUGUUUGGGUUUGCAGUGUAAAUGUUUGUUCAAAUAAGGAAUUGCUUUCGCGUAUAUCUGUUUUUCAGUACUUUCCUAAAGAUGCAAUGUUUGUAUUAUUAUUUGCCGAUAUUAAUCGCAUAUUUCUAGAAAUGCAUUAUGUAUCCGUCUUUCUUAAAGUUUUAAUUGCUUUCAGUAAUAAAUGUAGUAAACAGUUAAGCUUUGUGCUUAAUUUCACGCCACCAAUAGUGUUCUUUUUUUUCUGAAAAACAUUAUUAUUUAAACAGAAUAAAACUUUAUCAAUCAAUAAUAAUUAAAUUCCGAUUAAGCAUAUUAAAAUAAAAGGUGUUAAAAUGUGAAUAAUUAUUCGGAUAAGGAUUUAAUCAUUUUUUUAAAAUAAAAUCAACUUGCAUUAUCUUGAAACGAAAA
Messenger RNA from Patiria miniata (bat star), 2463 nucleotides. RefSeq lists its product as uncharacterized. Lineage: Eukaryota; Metazoa; Echinodermata; Asteroidea; Valvatida; Asterinidae. The coding region runs from base 229 to 1311 and encodes 360 amino acids. The record is from RefSeq and is a predicted model, not a curated record. The transcript is spliced from 4 exons.